Messenger RNA from Neopsephotus bourkii (Bourke's parrot), 1793 nucleotides. It is a transcript of the gene RIOK1, whose product is annotated as RIO kinase 1. The transcript has 17 exons. The record is from RefSeq and is a predicted model, not a curated record. The coding region runs from base 11 to 1696 and encodes 561 amino acids. Gene Ontology annotation, molecular function: protein serine/threonine kinase activity; ATP binding. Gene Ontology annotation, cellular component: preribosome, small subunit precursor; cytosol. Lineage: Eukaryota; Metazoa; Chordata; Aves; Psittaciformes; Psittacidae. Gene Ontology annotation, biological process: maturation of SSU-rRNA.
CGCCAUCGCCAUGGAUUACCGGGCGUUAGCCAUGAGCCAGGCCGUGCCCGGCCAGUUUGAUGAUGCAGAAUGCUCCGACGGUGAAUUUACACAAGAAACAGAAAUAGCUGAAGAAAGUGAGGUCACCAACUGCCAGUCACGCAUAUGCCAAGAAUUUAACACUGAGGAAGGAGAUAGUGAUGAUGAUGAUGAAGAGGAAGAUGAAGACUGGGACUGGGAUGAUGAAGUGGGAAGACUCACAAAACGCCACAGUGCUGCUGGUGGAUGCAAUUCUCAGGUGAAUAGACAGACCCCUAGUUGCUGUUCAGCAAAAAUGUCUACCCCUACAGACAAGGCUUUAAGGAAAUUUGAACAUAAAAUUAAUUUAGAUAAGUUAAAUUUUGAUGACUCUGUUAUAAACAGAGUCACGGAAAAGUCUAGACAGAAGGAAGCAGACAUGUAUCGAGUCAAAGACAAGUCAGACAGAGCAACAGUAGAACAGGUAUUAGAUCCAAGGACCCGGAUGAUUCUGUUCAAGAUGCUAACUAGAGGUGUCAUAUCAGAAAUCAACGGCUGCAUCAGCACAGGGAAAGAAGCUAAUGUGUAUCAUGCCAGUACUGCAAGUGGGGAGAACAGAGCAAUAAAGAUUUACAAAACAUCUAUCCUGAUGUUUAAAGAUCGGGAUAAGUAUGUGAGCGGUGAAUUCAGGUUUCGUCAUGGGUAUUGUAAAGGCAACCCAAGAAAAAUGGUGAAGACGUGGGCUGAAAAAGAAAUGAGAAAUUUAAUAAGGUUGAAUACAGCCCAGAUACCUUGCCCAGAGCCAGUUAUGCUAAGAAGUCAUGUGCUUGUGAUGGGCUUUAUUGGUAAAGGUGAUAGGCCUGCUCCUCUGCUGAAGAAUGCUCAGUUAUCUGACUCCAAAGUUCGGGAGCUGUACCUGCAAAUCAUCCAAUACAUGAGAAGAAUGUACCAAGAUGCCAGACUUGUUCACGCAGAUCUCAGUGAAUUUAAUAUGCUGUACCACAGUGGGGAUGUGUACAUCAUUGAUGUGUCUCAGGCUGUCGAACAUGACCACCCACAUGCACUGGAGUUCCUGCGGAAGGAUUGUGCCAAUGUUAAUGACUUUUUCCAGAAGCACCAUGUUGCAGUGAUGACUGUGAGGGAGCUGUUUGAGUUUAUUACUGAUCCUUCUAUCACAAGCGAGAACAUUGAUGACUAUCUGUCUAAGGCAAUGGAAAUAGCAUCCAAAAGAACAGAGGAGGAAAGAUCCAGCCAGGAUAAAGUGGAUGAGGAAGUGUUUAAGAAGGCUUACAUACCUCGAACUUUGACUGAUGUUAAAAACUAUGAGAGAGAUGUGGAUAUAAUGAUGAAAUUGAAAGAAGAGGACAUGGCAUUGAAUGUUCAGCAAGAUAAUAUUCUCUACCAGACUGUGACGGGACUGAAGAAGGAUUUGUCUGGUGUUCAGGAGAUUCCUGCCCUUCUAGAAAAGAAGGCAGAUGUGUCAGAAACAGACUCUGAUGAUGAUGGCAGCUCAGAGUACUCUGAUUCAGGCUGUAAAGAAUCUGUACAUCCCAAAGAUAAGCCUGCUGAAGUUGGCAUGGAUAAAAAGGAAAGGAAAAAGAUGGUUAAAGAAGCUCAAAGAGAGAAGAGAAAAAACAAAAUCCCAAAGCAUGUGAAGAAGCGGAAAGAAAAGACUGCAAAAAUGAAGAAAGGCAAAUGAAGUCAGCUUUGGCUUGGGGAAAGGGAUGGUUUGUUGUGGGUUAUUUAGUCACCAUCUUUUUUUUAAUAAAAAAUCCUUUAUUUAUAUACAUACAGUA